Molecule: messenger RNA, 1731 nt
Organism: Colletotrichum spaethianum
Lineage: Eukaryota; Fungi; Ascomycota; Sordariomycetes; Glomerellales; Glomerellaceae
Product: putative triosephosphate isomerase
Exons: 4
Coding region: 1-1731 (576 amino acids)
Biological process (GO): lipid metabolic process
Molecular function (GO): triacylglycerol lipase activity
Source: RefSeq, a predicted model, not a curated record
AUGGGAGUAGUCGUUGCGCUCUGGCAAGUGGCCGUAGACGUGACGCAUUUUUGGCAGCAGAAACUCCUCGACUGGUACACACGCAAGACCCCCGUCGAAUUAUGGCUCGAACUCCUCCGUCAUGCCGAAGCCUUCGAGGACUGGGAAGAGGCAGCCCUGCAUCUAGAUAACUUACUUGGACUGGACUUGUGGAGGAAUAACCCAACGUCCAAGUUCUACGACUACCGCCUAAUCAACGAGCGCCUCAACUCUUUAAUCGCUGCGAGAGAGGAUGGCAACCUUAACCAACUAGUCAACCUCCUUCGCUCCGGCCUGAUCCGGAACUUGGGCAAUAUCACUGCGCCAACCCUCUACAACCGGUCUUUCGCAGGCACCAAGUACUUGAUCGAAGAAUACAUUACCCAGAUCGCUGAAGCGGUAGAGGAUAUCACACAUCUGCCAACGACACCAGGCUCCGACACUCUUGGACCCCCUGUUGGGUUGACAAACCAGAUGAAGUUGGAUUUCAUUCACGACACUCGACAGGCUUUUGGAAGAAGCACGCUUGUUCUUCAGGGCGGUGCUAUAUUUGGAGUGUGCCAUCUCGGUGUCGUGAAAGCGCUGUUCCUUCGGGGUCUACUCCCACGGAUCAUUACUGGGACUGCGACGGGCGCUCUCAUUGCCGCAUUGGUCGCUAUCCACACCGAAGAGGAGCUCCCAAACGUGCUCAAGGGAGAAGGCAUUGACCUGUCUGCGUUUUCGGGCAAGUUCAAAGCCGAAAAGGGUUUGCAAAAAGACCAAUCCUACGCGACGAGGUGGAAUACGCUUCUGAGAAGACUGAAGAGAUUCACUCGUGAGGGCUACUUUCUCGACGUGAAGGUUUUGGAGGACUGCGUGAGAGCCAAUGUCGGCGACUUAACAUUCGAAGAAGCAUACAACCGAAGCAAGAGGGUUUUGAACAUAACUGUUGCUACAGCCGACCAAGGGGGUGUUCCGACACUGCUCAACUACCUGACGGCGCCGAACGUGCUUAUAUGGACCGCCGCAGUGGCUUCGAAUGCCUCCACAGCCAGCCUCUACGGUCACCGAGAGACCACGGUGCUCUGCAAAGAUGCACACGGAAACAUCGUACCUUGGGCGCCGGCGAAUACAAUCGACUUCCACCAUUGGACCCACGUUUCGUAUUCAGACCGCGAGUCACCACUCCUCAGAAUCGCCGAGCUUUUCAACGUGAACCACUUCAUUGUCAGCCAGGCACGCCCUUACCUCAUUCCCUUUUUGCAGAGCGACAUGCACGGUCCGUCGCUCAUGGAGACGCGCAACAGCACGACGUCAAUCACGGCUUUUUUGGCUCGUAUGGUGGGCUUGGAGAUCAGGCAUCGCUUACGCCAGCUUGACACGUUGCGUCUUCUCCCGGCAGGUAUACGUCGCUUCCUCGUCGACGAACAAGUGCCAGGGGCUUCCAUGACGCUAGUGCCCGAAGUGACGGCCAGUGAUUUUGUACGCUUGCUCGAGACGCCGACGAGAGAGACGCUAGACUACUGGAUCUCAAGGGGUGAGCGGAGUGUUUGGCCUGCCGUUGCCGCGCUUCGGAUUCGUUGUGCCGUCGAGAAUGAGCUAGACAGGUCAUACCAAACCGUCCGUAGAUUGAAGGCAGGUGGUCUCCGGAGGAAAGGUUCAACAGCGGCGACAGUGUCUUUGGACAACAGCAACAAAGAACGAAGAGCUAGCAGUAUGGGAGCCGCAUAUUGA